GUUUCUGUUAAACUUUGGCACUGUUAGUUUUUACCUUGGCUACAAUGCAAUGCAGGACUUUUUCCCUACCAUGUCCAUGAAGCCAAAUCCGCAGUGUGAUGACAGAAAUUGCAGGAGGCAGCAGGAGGAGUAUAAGAAAAAGGUAGCCGCACUGCCCAAGGAGGAGGCUGUUCCCGAGGAGGAAGAGAUAGUGCACGAGGACAACGAGUGGGGUAUUGAGCUUGUAUCUGAGGUUUCAGAAGAGGAGUUGAAAAAUUCUUCAGGUCCAGUUCCUGACUUACCUGAAGGAAUUACAGUGGCAUAUACCAUUCCCAAAAAGAAAGAAGACUCUGUACCUGAAGUAACAGUGGAAGAUUCUGGUGAAAGCCUGGAAGACCUCAUGGCCAAGAUGAAGAAUAUAUAGAUAAUGGACUGGUGUAUUUUAUUUUCUAUGCUUAAGCUAUUCCUUUAAAAUUAAAAAGUCAAAACUAAUAAAACUUAGGGCAACAUUAGUUGAUGUAUAUUUGUUCACUGAAUUGUUGUACAUUAUGAAAAUACUGGCUAGUACUUACUGCUCCUCUCCAACUAAAUAACUCUCCUAAAGCCUAUGAAUUAAACACACUGCAGCAUUUACCAGUGUUAAUGAAGCUACAGCAUUGAAAUGGCUUGGUCUUUGGAGGGAGGGAAGGACCAACUGGAUCCUAUACUUUUUCUUUCCAGUUGUCCCUUUUGGUCUGCUGCCUGAGGACUUGAACAUACAGUAGUACAAACACAGGGUGAGGGUCAAGAAGUACAAGCUGUUGGUUACAGCUAGCAAGUAUCCCCUCUUUGUGCUUGGAAUUGAUUCCUGCAAAAAAAUUGCCCACUGCUGCUAACUUGACCAACAAUGACUUUAAAUAGUUAACCUAUAAAAUAAAAACAUCCUCUCAGAUGUUUUUUGAAGCACAGCCUGGAGUGUUGUCAUUGGAAAAGUUUGUAAACCUAUGAAUUAAAUUCUUAAAAUAAGACAAAGGCAGAUAAAAGAACACUGUCAUCAUAGGUAGACAGAUAAAGGUACUUUCAGGAAGUAUAAGUUACAUU
Castor canadensis (American beaver) is the source of this 1059-nucleotide messenger RNA. The record is from RefSeq and is a predicted model, not a curated record. NCBI's taxonomy places the organism in Eukaryota, Metazoa, Chordata, Mammalia, Rodentia, Castoridae.